Molecule: messenger RNA, 2896 nt
Organism: Entelurus aequoreus (snake pipefish)
Lineage: Eukaryota; Metazoa; Chordata; Actinopteri; Syngnathiformes; Syngnathidae
Product: sterol regulatory element-binding protein 2-like
Exons: 14
Coding region: 227-2896 (889 amino acids)
Biological process (GO): positive regulation of transcription by RNA polymerase II; positive regulation of cholesterol storage
Cellular component (GO): nucleus
Molecular function (GO): RNA polymerase II cis-regulatory region sequence-specific DNA binding; protein dimerization activity; DNA-binding transcription factor activity, RNA polymerase II-specific
Source: RefSeq, a predicted model, not a curated record
UUCUGUUUGGGCAUGACGUAACUACCGUAAAACAAUAUGGCGUCCUCGGAGAAAGAUGAUUGUCGAUGAGUCUAACCGGAUAGACCGCCGCCUCUCGUGAGGCAACGUUGUUGUCUGACGUAACGUUUUCGGUAAAAUACAUCAAUGUUGUAGGCGUUGGUGAGCGCGCCUGUUUAUCUUGAGCACGGACUUUCGGUUCGAGUCCAGUUGCUAGUCGGCGCUCAAGAUGGAUGGUGGAGAGUACGUCUCCCCAAUGGAGAACGUGGACCCGACUUUAGCCGAGUUAGUGGGAGAUGAACUCACACUGGGGGACUUCGAUGAGAUGCUCCAGUAUGUCAAGGGCGACUUCCCAGACCUGUUUGAGGAGCCGAUGGCCAUCUCUGGCUCUCUCAGCACCUCUCCUCGACCCGCCAAUCAAAACCCUCAGACUCCCCAAACAUUGACCCCAGUCGUCCCACAAUUCCCCAACGCCGGCCUCUCUGCCCCCCAGUCGCUGUCACCCAGGUCCGGGUCGCUCCCGCCUUCUCUCUCCCCUACUCAGACCCCUGCCACAGCAUCCACAGGGCAGCAGCAUGUGACCCGCAGCCCCCCGCCGCUCCAGCCACGACCCCCAGUGGUCCAACCCAUCCAACCCCAACCGAUGGCUCAGUCCACCAUCCAGGUGCAGACACACUCGAUCCCAAUGCAGACUCAGCGAUUCCCAGUACACACCCUGGUUCCAACAGCGAUCCCGAGACAAGCCACCCAAGCUGUGAUGGUUGCUUCCAACAGUGGCCAGUCCCGUUUUAUCCCAAACCCAGUCAUCUGCGCCCAAAGCCCUACUCCUGGUUUCCCAGUGCUCCAACCACAGGUACCGAGCAUCAUGAGCCCAGUGACGUUUCAGCAUCACCCCCUUCUGACACCCACUGGUCAAACCAUCCAGACUAUCUCCACGGCGCCCACUGCGAUCCAUGCUGUGCAGCAGCCUGUUCUGGUUCCACAGCCUCAAAUUCUAAAUACUGAUUCCCUUGUUUUGACGACAUUUAAACCAGAAUGUACUCAGGUACUCACAACCAUGCAACACCCAGCGGGGAUCACCACCUUUACCACAACCCCCCAGAACACGACACUGCAAGUCCCGUUAUACAGCUAUCAGUACCCUCAAAAGACUACGAUUCCUUUUAUGGUGGGAGGGGGAGAUAAGCUCACCCUUAAACAGGUACCAUCAGGCUGCGCCCAUAACACACAUGUCGCCAACGGAGAGCUGAGCCCGGUGACAGGAAGUCUGAUGUGCCAAGGAGGGGUGGUAAAAGAGGGUGAGAGGAGAACCACCCACAACAUUGUUGAAAAGAGGUACCGCUCGUCCAUCAAUGACAAGAUUGUGGAGCUCAGAAACUUGGUUGUGGGCAAUGAUGUUAAGAUGCAUAAGUCGGGAGUGUUGAGCAAAGCUAUUGACUACAUUAAGUACCUGAAACAGGUCAACCACAAACUCCGUCAGGAGAACCUGACCCUCAGGAUGGCCAACCAGAGGAACAAGCUAGUGACACUGUCCGAGGAUAUGGAGCCGAAAGAGGAAAUUCCGAUAAUGUCACCUCCGGCCUCUGACUCUGGCUCCCCCCUCCAGUACUCGCCAUUAUGUUUGGACUCUGAGCCUGGCACCCCAUUACUUGAUGACGAGCUGAUGAAGUGUGAGCCAGACUCUCCUUUCUCUGUCGGCGUGAUGGAUGGUUCUCGUCUGCUUCUCUGUGCCCUGACCUUCUUCUGUCUGUCCCUGAACCCACUACCCUCGCUGUUGGGCUCUGACGCGUCUUCAAGCCAAAGUCUCUCUGCAGGGCAUGGGCCGUCAAGAACGCUUGUUUGGUUCCCGAGUCCCACACAGGACUUUGCCUCAUGGCUGCGCUGUAUGUUGCCGUGGCUGAUGGUUUGGGUCAUCAGUGGGCUGGGAGCAGUGUGGGGUUGUGUCCGUGUGCUGUACCUUUGGGAACCUGUCACGCCGCUUCACUCCCCGAAGUCGGUGUCCUUCUGGAGGCACCGCAAGCAAGCCGAUGCACACCUCAAGCGUGGGCACUAUGCUGCUGCAUUGCCUUGUUUAGAGACCUGUCUGUCCAUCUUAACCAGAGCUUUGCCCUCCACCAAACUGGAUCUGGUGUGCUCGUUGUCCUGGAACGUGAUUCGCUAUUGUUUGCAUCGCCCAACCCCGGUCGGCUGGCUGGUUCACCAAGUCGGAGGAAAACACGAAGGGGACGAGGCGAGGACGAGUGCAAAGGAUGCAGCACUGGUUUACCAUCGUCUGAGCCAACUGCAACUCACAGGAAAGGUGCCCGAGCGCAGUGGCUUGUGGGCCCUGUCUCUGUCUCUGAGCGCUGUGAACCUUAGCGAGAGCGCCCAAGGGAAGAUGGCUCCAGCCCAGCUCGCCGAGAUCAAUGUCACUGCAGCCACAGCCCUGCGUGCUGUACUGGGGCUCCAUUUCUCCUUCCUGCCCGGUUACUUAUUGAGCUGUGCAGAGAGCAUUGCCAGUCCAUCGGAAGCAAAGCAGAUCCCCCGCUGCCUGCGCUGGCUUUUCACACCAUUGGGCAGGCAGUUCUUCCUAAGCUGUGAUUGGUCGCUGAAGUCCGAGAGCAUCGAUGUGGUGUUUACGUCGCAGAGGGAAGACCCAGCCGACCCAAUGGCGCAGUUGCACCGCUGUUUCUGCAGAAAGCUGCUGGAGAGAGCCGUACACAGCCUCAUCCAGCCGCAGAAGGACUCUGAAGGAGGCGAGCACAGGACAAGCUCGGGGGAGUUUUCCAGUGCCCUGGAGUUCCUACAGCAAUUAAACAACUGUACAGAUGACUCUGCCUCUGCUCUUCCUCCUUUCUCAACUCUUCCCAGUCACACCAUCACGCCAGGUAUGAUGAAACACGAACCCAACCCUUCCUGA